Molecule: messenger RNA, 4057 nt
Organism: Mustela lutreola (European mink)
Lineage: Eukaryota; Metazoa; Chordata; Mammalia; Carnivora; Mustelidae
Product: histone-lysine N-methyltransferase SETDB2-like
Exons: 18
Coding region: 544-2889 (781 amino acids)
Biological process (GO): heterochromatin organization; negative regulation of gene expression
Cellular component (GO): nucleus
Molecular function (GO): zinc ion binding; DNA binding; histone deacetylase binding
Source: RefSeq, a predicted model, not a curated record
GUCCAACCAAUGGGCUCUUGGCCAAGUAGUGGGAGCUCUGGGUGUCCGGCUCCUCCCAUUUAGGAUUAGCGUUACGUAGGCCUGGGCGUUGGGGAUUGGGCGGCCCUCCUUCCCCGCCUGAGGCGAGGCGGGACAGUUGUUGCUGAGCCACCUGCAGUCCCAGGCUGUAGCAGGGACCGUGGGCGUUCUGAGUUCUCAACCCCCGUUUCAUUUUCUGUCUCCGGGUGCAUACCUUAAUGUGAGGUGAUUCCUAAGCAGCUGGGAACCUGAGGCUGUAAAAGGGGCUGCAGGAAAUGGACUGCAGUGUAAAAUCCAGAAGCAGAACUGGAAGGUUUAACCACUGACCCAUUUCACAGGUACUAUAUAGCACAUUUUAUUUGCCAUUCUCUUUUUGAUGGACAUUCGUUGUUCCCAGUUUUUCAACUUAUAGACAAUGCUGCAGGUAAAUUCUGAAUGUCUCAUGCAUCCAUGGACCAAAAGAUGGAGUUGGUUUUUAUUUUUAAAAAUAGAUUAUCAGUGAUAUGAUAUGACUGUAAAUACUCGAUGAAGUUGCAUGGACUCAUCAUCAGGACUGCAAAUUUCAUAGAGACCAUAGUUGGAUUCCAGUUAUAUUCUUCAAUCAAAGUGAUUCAAUCCUUUGAUAAAGUUAAUUUUGAAGAGUUUUAUGUUUAUGAACGACGCCAAAAGAUGGGAGAAAAAAAUGGCAUCGGUCCAGAGUGUCAACAGGGAAGCAACACCUCUUCUGAGCCUGCAGUGGUGGCAGCAUCCCUAAUUAGCCAGAGAGUCCCUUUGGGUGAUGCAAAAACUUUCUGGAUGGAGCUGGAAGAUGAUGGAAAAGUGGAUUUCAUAUUUGAACAAGUGCAAAAUGUGCUGCAAUCACUGAAACAAAAGAUCAAAGAUGGGUCUGCCACAAAUAAAGAAUAUGUCCAAGCGAUGAUUCUCGUGAAUGAAGCAACCAUAAAUAACAGUUCAACAUUGAUAAAGGAUCAUACAUCUGUGACCCAGAAUGAACAGGAAAACAAAUCAGGUUCAUUGCCCUCUACAUCAUAUGAAGACUCCUUUCCAGAAGCCUGUACAUUUCUGUCCACAAAAAAUAAGGAAAUUCCUCCUUGGGCAAAUAAGGUUCCAUACAUCAGAGAAAAGAAAUCAUCUUUGAAUCUAUCUUACCGAAGUCAUGAUUGCUCUCGAACUUGUCUAAUCAAAGUACCACUAACCUUCAAGGGAGAAAACCCUCUGCAGCUACCCAUCAAAUGCCAUUUCCAAAGACGACAUGCAAAGACAAACUCUCAUUCUUCAGCGCUGCAUGUGAGUUAUAAAACCCCUUGUGGAAGGAGUCUACGAAACGUCGAAGAAGUUUUUCGUUACCUGCUUGAGACAGAGUGUAACUUUUUGUUUACAGAUAACUUUUCUUUCAAUACCUAUGUUCAGUUGACUCGGAAUUACCCAAAACAAGAAGAAAUUGUUUCUGAUAUGGAUAUUAGCAAUGGAGUGGAAUCGGUACCCAUUUCCUUCUGUAAUGAGAUUGACAAUAGAAAGCUUCCACAGUUUAAGUACAGAAGGACUAUGUGGCCACGUGCAUAUUACCUAAACAGCUUUACCAACAUGCUUACUGAUUCAUGUGACUGUUCUGAGGGCUGCAUAGACAUAACAAAAUGUGCAUGUCUUCAACUGACCGCAAGGAAUGCCAGGACUUGCCCCUUGUCAAGUAAUAAAAUAACCACUGGAUAUAAAUAUAAAAGACUACAGAGACAAAUACCUACUGGCAUUUAUGAAUGCAGCCUGUUAUGCAAGUGUAAUCGGCGAAUGUGUCAAAACCGAGUUGUCCAGCAUGGACCUCAAGUGAGGCUACAGGUGUUCAAAACUGAGAAGAAGGGAUGGGGAGUACGCUGCCUAGAUGACAUUGACAGAGGGACAUUUGUUUGCAUUUAUUCAGGAAGAUUACUAAGCAGAUCUAACACUGAGAAACCUAAUGCUAUUGGUGAAAAUGGAAAAGAAGAGAAUAUUAUGAAAAAUAUGUUUUCAAAAAAGAGGAAAAUAGAAGCUGCAGAUUGUGAGGUUGAAGUUAUCCCAUUAGAACUGGAAACACACAAAAGUGCUGAGACUGAGGAAUAUCUGCCUACGUUCAGUAAUAAUUUAAAAGAGCCUGUUAUAGAAAUGAAAUGUAACAAUAUUUCAAGAAUUCAAUAUCAUUCAGUCAUUAGAAGUCCUAAAGUGAAGACAGCCAUUAUUCAACGCAAUGGGAAAAGGAUGGGAUUUGCUUCCUCAGAGUCUGUCAUCUCAGAAGAUAAUGAUGGAUUUAAACCAACCCAAGUACCUCUGAACUCCAAAGCCGAGGAAAUGAAAAAGGAUUCAAGCUCCUACCAAGUUAAAGACUUUGAAGACAAUCUGCUGAUUGAAUCAGAAGUGAUAGAUAUAACUAAAUGUAGAGAAGAGACUCCAUCAGGAGGCAGAUGUAACCAAGCAACCACAUUGGAUAAACUGAAUAUUACAAAGGAGCUCAAGGCUCAAAUGCAAAAGCCCCAAGGAGAAACUCCAGCAUAUCAAAAUCAUCAAGUCUUUUGUGAAAAAGAGUUCCCAAGUGAAACCAAAAAUAUUUCACCUGAUUCUCUAAAGAAGUUCAAUAAAGGGAACAUGUUUUUAUUGGAUGCCACAAAAGAAGGGAAUGUGGGCCGCUUCCUUAACCAUAGUUGUUGCCCAAAUCUUUUGGUACAGAAUGUUUUUGUAGAAACACGUGACAGAAACUUUCCAUUGGUGGCAUUCUUCACCAACAGGUAUGUGAAAGCAAGAACAGAACUAACAUGGGAUUAUGGGUAUGAAGCUGGGACUAUGCCUGAGAAAGAAAUCCUCUGCCAAUGUGGGGUUAAUAAGUGUAGAAAGAAAAUAUUAUAAAUCUGUAGCUAAUGCCUGUUGAUGAGAUUAGCUUUUCAUGCUGUAAUUAGAGCCAUGUAAGAGAACCUUCAGUCAUCAGUGGAAUUAACUUAGAUUGUGAUCCAUCAAGAGAAUUCUUUUCAGUUUACACUUGUCAGGGAAUUCAUUUGUAUGACUUAGAAUGCUAGGAACAAAAUAAGGACAUUUUCAUACACGUAGGCUCUUUAUCCUUUCUGCUGUUCAACUUUACAUGAGUGGGAUGGAAGUGUAUAUUUUAUAUAAAAUACCAUUAUACAGUUUGUAACUUAUUUGUAAAUUAUGUAUUAAGAGAAACAAAUGUUACAACAGAAUUCAGUUCUUACUUACUUUUGUGAUUAUUAUCUUUGAGCUUAUGCCCUCAAAGGGCCAAAUUUCACAUUUUCACCUACAAAAAUCUAUGUUUAAUUCUUGGCAAGUAAUUUACCAUUAUGAGCCAUAAGGUGGGCAACAUAACCUGAGGAAUAGGUAAGAACUAACUUUACACAUUUUAUUUCCAAGUAUUUUAACAGUAGUUGGAGAAUCUCUGGCUGCAUGCAACUCUGUCUCAUCAAACCAUUUGAGUGCUAAGAGGGAGGGUUUUGGCACUCUUUGAGAUGGAACUUCUGUUCUUACUAUUCCAGUUUCAACACAGACAAGAAAAGAGGGAAUAGAAACCUGGAGGAAUUGGAAUAUUUUUGUUCUAGGUAAAGGAGAGCCAUAAGAGAAGAAUACUUAGAAACUAGUCAGACUUGGCUUACUUAGGCCCUCUAGAAGGGAUUGUGCUGGACAAGAGUUUUCACUUACCAAAACAAAACAAAGCAAUUUCACUGAGUUUGUAAAGUCUGGAACAGCUUCUUGGAUUCUCCUUGAUGUGUAAGUUGCUUUUGUAGAGAAAAAAGGAGUUACACUCAGCUAUAGGUUACCCGGCCCUGAUUAUGGAGUGGAAAAGGGACUGGGAAUCUCCAAGCAUCAAAACUGAUUUUAUCCAUAACAAAGUUGUACAUUUGGCUGCCAGGAACUUCCCCCUUGGAACCCGAAGAGGAAUACUGGCUCAAAAAGAAAUAAUUGAAAGUAGUUCUGGCUUUUGAGAGGUUUUAGAUUUAUUUUUUUUUUUCCUAUACUCGUUUCUGGGUUUAGUUUGGUUACUGUUCAAAUAAAACCCUAUUCUAAG